ACACAUUUUCGGAUAAUCCUGCAAUGUACAACAAUUGAAAAUAGAACUAUAACAGUUAUGGAUACAAAUGACUUUGCUUAUGAACAUUACGGUAUAUUAGUUCAAAAUGAUGAUGAUGAAUUGCCCAAAUCCCUAAAUGUUCAAAACCUAAGUAAUGUUUUAGGCUCAGAAGACAUUGGACAUAGUAGCGAAUUGGUGCUUCCUUCACAGCAUGAUUCCUUUCGUCAAACGGAUUUGCGAAUUAAUAGUUUGCACUUUGAUGGAAAAUCAUUAAAGCCACCAACGAAGAUGGAGGGGCACUCAAAUAUGGCGUUGGAAAGCACAAAACAUUUGGAGGAAAGUGUUUCACAAGAUUUGGUUAAUUGUAUGCAACAAUUAAGGCAAGAUCGAUCAAAUGCUGAAGCAGAACAAGUAAUGGAUAGGAAGAAUAUGGCACUGAUGUCGGGAAAUGGCAAGUCCCGGCGGUGGGAACAGAAGCUAGUUCAAAUUAAGACAAUGGAGGGCGAAUUUAGUGUUACAAUGUGGGCAUCGGGUACAUCGGACGAUGAGUAUUCCAGUUCGGAUCAAAAUGCCGAUGAAGUUGACUAUUUCAAUGGCAAUGAAAGUUCGCUAGAUCCCGAACAGAUAAAAAAGCAUGAAACAGUAUUACAGCAACAACAACAACAACAGGAGCAAUUAUUUUUUCAGCAGCAGCAAGAACAAUUUCUACACCUACAGCCUCAAUUAAUUCUCUCGAUGAAUGGGGCAACAGCGGUAGCAGCAACCGCAGAAGCAGCAGCAGAUAAAUGUAAUCUUAGUUCAAAAAGAAAUGUAUGUUGCGAAACACAAAUAUCAUCGUAUGUAGCCAUAUCGCAGGGAUGUCGCCUAAUCAAUGACGAAACUUUGCUGGUUGAUAACAAUCAAUCAAUAGAAUCAAAAAUUGAUUGUAAUGUAAAUAACGAUGUCACUACUGAUCCAGCAUCAGUAACUUUAGCACCAGCACCGGCAACAGCAGCCCUAGGGACAGAAGCGGCACCACCAAUAGCAACAGAAUCUGCUGAGUCAGCGGAUACCACCGACUUUGCACAAUUUGGCAAUGACAAAAAGAUUGCCUGCCCUCAUAAAGGCUGUCAUAAAUACUUUCGUGAUUCGUCUGCAAUGCGUAAGCAUUUGCAUACCCACGGACCUCGCGUUCACGUCUGUGCAGAAUGUGGCAAGGCAUUUGUUGAGAGCUCAAAACUGAAGAGGCAUCAAUUAGUGCACACUGGCGAAAAACCAUUUCAAUGCACUUUCGAGGGUUGCGGCAAACGUUUUUCAUUAGAUUUUAAUUUAAGAACGCAUGUGAGAAUUCAUACUGGAGAUAGACCCUUUGUGUGUCCGUUCGACGCGUGCAAUAAAAAGUUCGCUCAGUCCACAAAUUUAAAGUCUCACAUCUUAACUCAUGCAAAAGCCAAGCGAAAUACAGCCAAUCCGCGCCAUAACGUUUGCCCCAGCAACGAACCUCUUAGCCCCAGCGGGGGAAGCUCUACAAACUUGAUAAAAGUAGAAUCGCGUGAUACAACUAUGUCAGAAACCCAUGCACCAUUUGUAAUGUAUGCCGACUAAAAUAUUAGUGUGUAUAU
Drosophila navojoa is the source of this 1601-nucleotide messenger RNA. It is a transcript of the gene pho, whose product is annotated as pleiohomeotic. Gene Ontology annotation, biological process: regulation of transcription by RNA polymerase II. Gene Ontology annotation, molecular function: DNA-binding transcription factor activity, RNA polymerase II-specific; RNA polymerase II cis-regulatory region sequence-specific DNA binding. Gene Ontology annotation, cellular component: chromatin; PcG protein complex; transcription regulator complex. The record is from RefSeq and is a predicted model, not a curated record. NCBI's taxonomy places the organism in Eukaryota, Metazoa, Arthropoda, Insecta, Diptera, Drosophilidae.